Dermochelys coriacea (leatherback sea turtle) is the source of this 4914-nucleotide messenger RNA. RefSeq names its product axin 2 (gene AXIN2). The coding region runs from base 568 to 3069 and encodes 833 amino acids. The transcript is spliced from 11 exons. NCBI's taxonomy places the organism in Eukaryota, Metazoa, Chordata, Testudines, Dermochelyidae. Gene Ontology annotation, biological process: negative regulation of canonical Wnt signaling pathway. The record is from RefSeq and is a predicted model, not a curated record.
UCUCUCUCUCUCUCUCUCUCUCUCUCUUCCUCCUCCCUUUCUGCAAACGGGACUCGAUAUUGCAAGACUGAUGAUAAUAGGGGUGACAUAUUGAACUGCUUGUUUAUGUGUGUGUGAAUUUUUGCUUGGGUUUGUGCAGCAAAGAAAAAAGCCAGGAACUCAGUUCACGCUUUCUGAUUAGUUUGAGAGCCUUUCACAUGCGUAUUAAACCAGCUUUUUAUUGGAUGGAAGCAGGUAUUAUUAAAACUGUAGAGAAGCUUUUAAAAAUCAUUCUGCAACCGUGUAGUGAGUGUUUACUUUUUAUUGAUUUUUUUAAACCUAUAGCCAGAUUUAGUUAAUUUCACAUUUACCUUCUAAUGAUGGAAACUUGUUCUAAUAAAAAAAGUCACUAGUGAGUCAGCCUUUGAAGGCUAAUGGAAAGGAGGCUCAGAGGAUCUCCUGCUGACUUGAGAGGGAGAGAGAGAGAGAGACACACACACACACACACACACACACACAGAGGCAGAUUGCUGAGGAACUUAAGGGGGAGGGGGGCGGAAAAACCCUACCAGAAGAACUCGUGGAGCCAUGAGCCGCGCUGUGUUGCUGACUCACCUUCCAGACCCCAGCAGCAGCUUCAGGGAAGACGCCCCCCGCCCCCCUGUGCCAGGCGAGGAAGGAGAGACACCAUGCCAACAGCCUGCAAGCUCGUUUGUCAUGAAAAGCCAAAGCUUCAAGGCCAUGUCAAUUUCUUCCAACCCAAGGAGGAAUGAGGAUGGUCUUGGAGAGCCGGAAGGCAGUGCAUCUCCAGACUCCCCUCUGGCAAGAUGGACCAAAUCCCUGCAUUCCUUGUUGGGGGAUCAAGAUGGUGCCUAUCUUUUUCGGACCUUCCUGGAAAGAGAGAAAUGUGUGGAUACCUUAGACUUUUGGUUUGCCUGCAAUGGCUUCAGGCAGAUGGACCUUAAGGAUACCAAAACUUUAAGAGUAGCCAAAGCUAUAUACAAAAGGUACAUUGAGAACAACAGCAUUGUCUCCAAGCAGCUCAAGCCUGCCACUAAGACCUAUAUAAGAGAUAGUAUCAAGAAGCAGCAGAUAGAUUCUAUAAUGUUUGAUCAGGCACAGACUGAAAUUCAGAGUGUGAUGGAGGAAAAUGCUUACCAGAUGUUUUUAACUUCUGAUAUAUACCUCGAAUAUGUACGGAGUGGGGGAGAGAAUCCUGCUUAUAUUAACAGCAAUGGACUGGGGAGCUUAAAAGUUGUCUGUGGCUAUCUCCCAACCUUGAAUGAAGAAGAAGAAUGGAGCUGUGUGGACUUUAAAAACAAAAUCUUGCCUUCUGUAGUUGGGCUAUCCAGCAAGACUUUGAGAGUUACAGCAAGUGUCAGAGCUACAGAAACGGCUGAGAAUGGAUACAGGUCAUUCAAGAGGAACGAUCCUAUUAACCCAUACCAUGUGAAUUCUGGCUAUGUUUUUGCCCCAGCAACUAGCGCAAAUGAUAGCGAAAUCUCUAGUGAUGCCCUCACUGAUGAUUCCAUGUCAAUGACGGACAGUAGCGUAGAUGGAAUCCCUCCUUAUAGACUUGGGAGCAAGAAGCAGCUCCAGAGGGAAAUGCAUCGUAGCGUUAAGGCCAAUGGUCAAGUUUCUCUACCUCAUUUUCCGAGAACCCACCGUCUUCCUAAGGAAAUGACCCCUGUGGAACCAGCUACCUUUGCUGCUGAACUGAUAUCCCGGUUGGAAAAACUGAAGCAAGAGCAAGAAAUGAUGGAUAGUCUGGAGGAGAGGCUACAGCAAAUCAAAGAGGAAGAUGAGAAGGAGGGAUCAGAGCUACCUGCCAACACGCAGACCAAUCGGGAGGCAGCAGCCACUCCGCAUCAGCAGCACCCACUCACUCUCCUGCCAUCCGGCAGCUACGAGGAGGACCCGCAGGCGAUCCUGGAUGACCAUCUAUCACGAGUGCUGAAGACUCCCGGCUGCCAGUCACCCGGCCUGGGACGACAUAGCCCCCGCUCCCACUCCCCGGACCGCCUCCCAGGGGGCAAGCCACAGCCAAGCGCGGCCUCGCCAGCUGCCUGCACCCUCAUCAGUAAAGGAUUUAUCACCAAGCAGACCACCAAGCACGUCCACCACCACUACAUCCACCACCACACCAUUCCCAAGACUAAAGAGCAGAUAGAAGCUGAGGCAGCACAGAGGGUUCAGUGCUUCUGUCCUGGGGGCAGCGACUACAACUGCCAUUCAAAAUGCAAGAGCCAUGCAAAAGGGACAGAGCUUCCGCUGGAGCAGUUUGGCAGAACCGGCAUGCUGACGAAGAGGAAUGGCAAAGUAAUGGAUGGCGUCGCCCUGCCGGCUGGCGAAGCAGGGCUAUCUGUAAUGCCCGGGCUCCAGCUACCUGGGGGUGAGGCGGAUCGGUCACAGAAUGUCUGGCAGUGGAUGCUGGAGAGCGAGAGACAAAAUAAGCACAAGCCUCAUAGCACACAAAGCACAAAGAAGGCCUACAAUUUGGAGUCCACCAAAGGGAUCCCCAGUGAGCGCACGGCCCGCCACCACCUGUGGGGGAACAACAAUCACCCACGCGGGGCACAGCCUGCCCACCCGUUCGUCCAGGAUCCCACCAUGCCUCCGCUGACCCCGCCCAACACUCUCGCCCAGCUGGAGGAAGCCUGCCGCAGGCUAGCGGAAGUGUCCAAGCCUCAGAAACAAAGAUGUUCAACCUCAAAUCAACAGAGGGAUCGAAACCACACAUCUGCUGUUCAGGGGGGAAAUGCCCCUUUUUGCAAUGCAAGUCUAACUACAGAAGAUCACAAAGAGCCAAAGAAACUCCCAGUGGCUCACACCUCCCAGUCCAGCGAGUUGGUUGUCACUUAUUUUUUCUGUGGAGAAGAAAUACCCUACAGGAGGAUGUUAAAGGCCCAGAGCCUGACACUUGGGCACUUUAAAGAGCAGCUGAGCAAAAAGGGAAAUUAUAGGUAUUAUUUCAAAAAAGCAAGCGACGAAUUUGACUGUGGUGCAGUUUUUGAAGAAAUUUGGGAAGACGACACAAUUCUGCCCAUGUAUGAAGGAAGGAUUCUUGGGAAAGUAGAGAGGAUUGAUUGAUUGAUGGCAACUGUGUUUCCUUGACACAACCCUAAGCUAAAGAUGUCUUUGGACACACAACAAUAGCAACAGCAACAAAAACUUUUGAAGGAAAGUUUUGAACCAAUGAAGAAGAAAAAGUGAGGCCUAUGAAGACUUUGCCAAAUUAGCCUUAGGGGGGGGAAAAAUGGCAUUUAUUAUUCAUGAGUUGGGUACUGAGAUGAUUUAAAAAAAACAAACCCUGAACUAUUUAUUAAAAACAUGACCACUGUUGGCUAUUGAAGAUGCAGCCCACGUUUGAGAGACUUCCAUACAUAAUAUAUGACUUCCUGGGGAUCUGAAAUCUAUGGACUAAGAGAAACUGUGUAUAGCUUACCUUACCAGUAAUCCUUAUUGAUAUUUAUUGAACAGUCUGUUUUCCCUUAAGUCCAGUUUAUGGAUAUGCUGCUUUAACAAUGGUGAAAAGAGGGGAUGUGGGGGGAAGAAGGGGAAGUGUUGAAGGGGUUAUUUUUUAUGUCCCACUAGCUCCAACUUUGGAGUUCAGCUAUAGGAGUGCAUUAAUAAUUUCUACCACUUUAAAGGGAUUCGGGUGGGGGAAUUAUACUGUGCCCAAUAUUUCUCCAAGUGAAGAUAAAAUUAUUUUCUAAAGAAAUAAUUUUAAAAAAUUAUCCUGCCAUUCACUCAUUUAGAGAUUGGUGCAUUUUAAUCUAAGCUGCUCUAAUUUGUAAUAAAGGUCUUUAAGUGCUAAAUAUGUUAGAUGCAAUAUAGUAACAGCGAUUGGUUUCUGUCCCUGGGUGGUGAGGUUUUUCUUUUUGUUACUCUCGUUGUGUGGGACUCCGUGUUGUGUCCAGUGCCUAUCUUUUGCAAGGAAGACUGUAGCAAAUCCUAAACCUAGGAGGAAAGCUGUAAGAGAAGCCAGACAGUUUUCAUUUACAUGUUGCAAAAAAGAAAAGGAGGGCUUGUCACCUUAGAGACUAACAUAUUUAUUUGAGCAUAAGCUUUCGUGAGCUACAGCUCACUUCAUCGGAUGCUCACGAAAGCUUAUGCUCAAAUAAAUAUGUUAGUCUCUAAGGUGCCACAAGUCCUCCUUUUCUUUUUUGCGAAUACAGACUAACACGGCUGCUACUCUGAAACCAUUUACAUGUUAACACACCAAAAGGACACAUUGCAAAAGCUAGGUUAAAACCCAGAUGUGUAUUCCACAUAGCUAGCUAGCUUUUUACUUUUUGGUAUUCUACUUCAAUGUUAGCACAUCUUGUAUUUAAACUACAUUCAUAUAUGACAGUGAAUUUUCCGAUGCGUUUUUUUCGUCUUGCCUAAAUGACACCCUUUCAAGCCAAUGGGAGUUGUGGGCUAAGCUCCUUGCAACACUUUGAAAAGCUUCCGUGUGUGUGUGUGUGUGUGUGCUGGGACAAAGCAACCCUUUCCCAAGAAAAACUUUGCAUUUCUACAUUUGGGUUUGUGUUGAUUAACUUAAUCUGUGCAUUCUGUUUGCCAUUGCUAUUUUGUAUAAUACGUCUGUAUAUAUUGUAGAAAAUGUAUGGUGGAAAAAAUAAUACACUAUCUCUAGUGUUUUAAAAUUUAUUCAGUACAGUACCUGUGCCUGCAUGGUGUUACUUUGCCAUGUGUUGCCCUAUAUUCAGGGUUCAAGCUUUCCCUUGUUUGUUUAAGGGGUUUUAUGUAUAAAUAUAUUUUAUGCCUUUUAUUACAAGUCCUGUACUCGUGACUUUUGCGAUGGCAUUUUGUUCUACUUAUACUGUAAAUUAUGCAUUAUAAAGAGUUUCAUUUAAAGAAAAUUACUUGGUACAAUAAUUAUUGUAAUUAAGAGAUGUAGCCUUUAUUAAAAUUUUAUAUUUUUCAAAUUAA